UCCUUUAAAACUUAUUCGCCUACAUAUCGUAUUUCAGGCAGAAGUAUUUCAAGCCGUACAUAGUAUAAAAGCCAGCAGUACGGUGCACUAUAAGACCACAUCAGUGAAUACUUGUUUAAUCACUAGAGACAUAACAUUCGGCUAUUUAUGACCAAAUGAGAUGACUUGCAGUGUUAAGCUGGUUGCUUCUCUAUUAGUUUUUCUUGGUGCUUGUCGUUUUAACAAAGUUGCAGGUUUAAAAAUAACGACACCUCAAUCAUGUGGAAAUGAAUUCACUUUGAGUGACUCUCAGUUGUCUGCUUCAUCCGAAUGGAACAAGAGUCACGGAGCUGCAAACGCCAAGCUACAUCACCAAGGCGUUGGAGGAAGAACUGAAGCUUGGUCUACACGCCAUAACAACGUCAAUCAAUGGCUUCAAGUCGAUUUGAGAAAUAUCUCCAAGGUAACAAGAGUCACUACUCAAGGAAGAGCGGAUGCGAAUCAGUGGGUCAAAAAUUACUCAAUCGAAUACAGUCUUUUUGGAUCGCAUUUUGUUUCUUACAAAGUCGGCGGCAUUGAGAAAGUGUUUAAAGGAAAUGAAGAUCAAGACACUGAAAAGAGCUACAAACUUUCCAAUCCAAUUAUUGCACGAUAUAUUCGUAUAAGUCCAAAGUCAUGGAAUGGUCAUAUAUCGAUGAGGGUUSCAUUUUAUGGAUGCACUUCAGGCAUUGACCUUCCAACACCAAGCUGUGGAGAACCUCUUGGUCUCCAAUCCAAUGCCAUAAGUGAUUCCCAAAUGACAGCUUCCUCUGAAUGGGACGUUGGUCACCGGGCAGCCAAUGCCAGACUUAAUUACCAUGCUGGUGCAGGGAGAACAGGAGCUUGGUCUGCUCGCUACAACAAUGCUGAUCAAUGGCUACAAGUGGAUUUCAAAACUAUGACCAAAAUCACGAAGAUUGCAACCCAAGGCCGCCAAGACUCUUAUGACCAGUGGUUGACCAGUUACACAAUUUCUUACAGUAUGGAUGGUGUAUUUUGGAAGGAGUACCCUGAGGUGUUUUCUGGUAAUUCGGAUCGGGGAACGAUUGUCAGACAUAAGUUUCAACAAGAGAUGUACGCUCGAUUUCUUCGCAUUCAUCCACGAACAUGGCACGAACACAUCUCUUUAAGAGCCGAGGUAUAUGGAUGUACUUCAGGUUUUCAGAUUCCUUCUGGCUUAUUCACAUGCGUGAAUCCACUUGGAAUGCAGAACAAAACUAUCCCUGAUUCUCGUAUCACAGCCUCUUCCAUGUGGGAUGGGAACCAUUCACCUGCAAGGGCUAGGCUAGGGACUAUUAGAGUUGGCCAAUACAGAGGUGCAUGGUCAGCAAGUACUAACGAUUUAGGACAAUGGAUUCAAGUCGAUUUCAUUCGAGCUACCAAAGUAACACGCAUAGCCACCCAAGGUCGUGAGGAUGUUGACCAGUGGGUGUCAUCUUAUGCACUGCAAUUCAGCCUUGAUGGUGGAUAUUUUGAGAACUACAAAAAGGGUCGGCUACUAAGAGGGAACAUCGACAGAAAUAGCAUUGUGGGAAAUGUUCUUGAUCCAGCCAUUAUUGGACGAUACAUCAGGAUACGUCCGAAGUCUUGGUAUGAACACAUCUCCUUAAGGUUUGAACURUAUGGAUGCAAGAAAGGUUUUGACCUUCCAACACCUUGUUGUGGAGAACCUCUUGGUCUCCAGUCCAAUGCCAUAAGUGAUUCCCAAAUGACAGCUUCCUCUGAAUGGGACGUUGGUCACCGGGCGGCCAAUGCCAGACUUAAUUACCAUGCUGGUGCAGGGAGAACAGGAGCUUGGUCUGCUCUCUACAACAAUGCUGAUCAACGGCUACAAGUGGAUUUCAUAACUAUGACCAAAAUCACGAAAAUUGCAACUCAAGGCCGACAAGACUCUGACCAGUGGUUGACCAGUUACACAAUUUCAUACAGUAUGGAUGGUGURUUUUGGAAGGAGUACCCUGAGAUAAGUUUACAUUUGCAGUCAAAAACUUUCUUACUCAAGGUGUUUUCUGGUAAUUCGGAUCGGGGAACGAUUGUCAGACAUAAGUUUCAACAAGAGAUAUACGCUCGAUUUCUUCGCAUUCAUCCACGAACAUGGCACGAACACAUCUCUUUGAGAACCGAGGUCUAUGGAUGCACUUCAGGUUUUCAGAUUCCUUCUGGCUUAGUCACAUGCGUGAAUCCACUUGGAAUGCAGAACGAAACUAUCCCUGAUUCUCGUAUCACAGCCUCUUCCAUGUGGGAUGGGAACCAUUCACCUGCAAGGGCCAGACUAGGGACUAUUAGAGUUGGCCAAUACAGAGGUGCAUGGUCAGCAAGUACUAACGAUUUAGUACAGUGGAUUCAAGUCCAUUUCACUCGAGCUACCAAGGUAACGCGCAUAGCCACCCAAGGCCGUGAGGAUGUUGACCAGUGGGUGUUAUCUUAUGCUGUUCAAUAUAGCCUUGAUGGUGGAUAUUUUGAAGACUACAACAAGGGUCAGGUACUAAGAGGGAACAUCGACAGAAAUAGCAUUGUGGGAAAUAUUCUUGAUCCAGCCAUUAUUGGACGGUACAUCAGGAUACGUCCGAAGUCUUGGUAUGGACACAUCUCCUUAAGGUUUGAACUAUAUGGAUGCAAGAAAGGUUUUGAUCUUCCAACACCAUGUUGUGGAGAACCUCUUGGUCUCCAAUCCAAUGCCAUAAGUGAUUCCCAAAUGACAGCUUCCUCUGAAUGGGACGUUGGUCAUCGGGCAGCCAAUGCCAGACUUAAUUACCAUGCUGGUGCAGGGAGAACAGGAGCUUGGUCUGCUCUCUACAACAAUGCUGAUCAAUGGCUACAAGUGGAUUUCAUAACUAUGACCAAAAUCACGAAGAUUGCAACCCAAGGCCGCCAAGACUCUUAUGACCAGUGGUUGACCAGUUACACAAUUUCAUACAGUAUGGAUGGUGUAUUUUGGAAGGAGCACCCAGAGGUAUUUUCUGGUAAUUCCGAUCAAGGAACAAUUGUCAGACAUAAGCUUCUACAAGAGAUAUACGCUCGAUAUCUUCGCAUUCAACCACGAACAUGGCACGAACACAUCUCUUUAAGAGCUGAGGUCUAUGGAUGCACUUCAGGUUUUCAGAUUCCUUCUCGCUUAGUCACGUGCGUGAAUCCACUUGGAAUGCAGAACAAAACUAUCCCUGAUUCUCGCAUCACAGCCUCUUCCAUGUGGGAUGGGAACCAUUCACCUGCAAGGGCCAGACUAGGGACUAUUAGAGUUGGCAAAUACAGAGGUGCAUGGUCAGCAAGUACUAACGAUUUAGGACAAUGGAUUCAAGUCGAUUUCAUUCGAGCUACCAAGGUAACACGCAUAGCCACCCAAGGUCGUGAGGAUGUUGACCAGUGGGUGUCAUCUUAUGCUGUUCAAUAUAGCCUUGAUGGUGGAUAUUUUGAGAACUACAAAAAGGGUCAGGUACUAAGAGGGAACACUGACAGAAAUAGCAUUGUGGGAAAUAUUCUUGAUCCAGCCAUUAUUGGACGAUACAUCAGGAUACGUCCGAAGUCUUGGUAUGAACACAUCUCCUUAAGGUUUGAACUAUAUGGAUGCAAGAAAGGUUUUGACCUUCCAACACCUUGUUGUGGAGAACCUCUUGGUCUCCAAUCCAAUGCCAUAAGUGAUUCCCAAAUGACAACUUCCUCUGAAUGGGACGUUGGUCACCGGGCAGCCAAUGCCAGACUUAAUUACCAUGCUGGUGCAGGGAGAACAGGAGCUUGGUCUGCUCUCUACAACAAUGCUGAUCAAUGGCUACGAGUGGAUUUCAUAACUAUGACCAAAAUCACGAAAAUUGCAACCCAAGGCCGCCAAGACUCUGACCAGUGGCUGAACAGUUACACAAUUUCUUACAGUAUAGAUGGUGUGUUUUGGAAGGAGUACCCUGAGAAGGUGUUUUCUGGUAAUUCGGAUCGGGAAACGAUUGUCAGACAUAAGUUUCAGCAAGAGAUAUACGCUCGCUUUCUUCGCAUUCAUCCACGAACAUGGCACGAACACAUCUCUUUAAGAGUUGAGAUCUAUGGAUGCACUUCAGGUUUUCAGAUUCCUUCUGGCUUAGUCACAUGCGUGAAUCCACUUGGAAUGCAGAACAAAACUAUCCCUGAUUUUCGUAUUACAGCCUCUUCCAUGUGGGAUGGGAACCAUUCACCUGCAAGGGCCAGACUAGGGAGUACUAGAGUUGGCAAAUACAGUAGUGCAUGGUCAGCAAGUACCAACGAUUUAGUACAGUGGAUUCAAGUCCAUUUCACUCGAGCUACCAAGGUAACGCGCAUAGCCACCCAAGGUCGUGAGGAUGUUGACCAGUGGGUGUCAUCUUAUGCUAUGCAAUUCAGCCUUGAUAGUAGAUAUUUUGAAAACUACCAUCGGAUGCUUAUAGGGAACAACAACAGAAACAGCAUGGUAGGAAAUGUUCUUGAUCCAGCUAUUAUUGCCCGAUACAUUAGGAUACGUCCUAAGUCUUGGUAUAGACACAUCUCCAUGAGGUUUGAAGUCUAUGGAUGUAAACAAGGAUUUCAGAUUCCUUCUCGCUUAGUCACAUGCGUGAAUCCACUUGGAAUGCAGAACAAAACUAUCCCUGAUUCUCGCAUCACAGCCUCUUCCAUGUGGGAUGGGAACCAUUCACCUGCAAGGGCUAGACUAGGGACUAUUGGAGUUGGCCAAUACAGAGGUGCAUGGUCAGCAAGUACCAACGAUUUAGAACAGUGGAUUCAAGUGGAUUGUAUUAAAGCUACCAAGGUAACGCGUAUUGCCACCCAAGGUCGUGAGGAUGUUGACCAGUGGGUGUCAUCUUAUGCUGUUCAAUAUAGCCUUGAUGGUGGAUAUUUUGAGAACUACAACAUGGGUCGGGCGCUCAUAGGGAACACCGACAGAAAUAGCAUUGUGGGAAAUGUUCUUGAUCUAGCCAUUAUUGGACGAUACAUCAGGAUACUUCCCAAGUCUUGGUAUGGACACAUCUCCUUGAGAUUUGAACUAUAUGGAUGCAAGAAAAGUGCUACUAAAUAAUGAAUUGGAAAAAAACGCAUGAAUGAAUAAUAUGUAUAAUGAUGGCUGAAUCUUUAUAAGGCUUAGCAUGUACGCGAUACAAGUAUUUUCCUGUAAUCAAAAAGGAUUUAAAAAAUAAUAAUAAUAUGCCUUGAUAAAAACAUCCUUUAGAUUGAUAAAAAAUUUCAAUCCCGAUUUUAUAUAUUGAUUGUUUGAUUUGGCUUUUGUAGUUUGUUUAUUUUUAUGCAUCAUUUCAUGGAAGCCAGUAAAUACCUAUUUACGCGCAAGGAUUUUGUUAUAUGAAUGAUUAUUUCAACUUUAAAAUAUAGCAUCGGCCUUCGUUUUGAACUAUUACAGUUACAAUAUGAGGGUGUUAUUGUCCCAUUUGCACCAUUUGCAUACAUCCAUAAUGUCUGCUAUUUUUGCUAUUCAGAGAUCUCGUAAUUAACAUCACUUUAAUUUUACAUUUUUAUUGAUUAAACGAUAAACAAUUUAAAAAAUAAUGAUGGUUUUCGAUGUUUGGUAAAGUUCAUAUAAGAUGACGUUUCGACGACGGCUGAGUGGCAGUCUUCAUCAGAAUGAUAGGGUUGAAAAUGAUGAAAAAGUGUAUUAAACAAACAAAACAGC
Actinia tenebrosa (Australian red waratah sea anemone) is the source of this 5638-nucleotide messenger RNA. RefSeq lists its product as uncharacterized. Lineage: Eukaryota; Metazoa; Cnidaria; Anthozoa; Actiniaria; Actiniidae. The record is from RefSeq and is a predicted model, not a curated record.